This is a messenger RNA of Ramularia collo-cygni, 789 nucleotides long. RefSeq lists its product as uncharacterized. The transcript has a single exon. The coding region runs from base 1 to 789 and encodes 262 amino acids. The record is from RefSeq and is a predicted model, not a curated record. NCBI's taxonomy places the organism in Eukaryota, Fungi, Ascomycota, Dothideomycetes, Mycosphaerellales, Mycosphaerellaceae.
AUGACCAGCAUACUGGAGCGACUCCCUAGCGAAAUCCUCGAACAAAUAUGCAAAGACGUUCUUAUCUGCGACUUGGUCGACGUUACUCCAAACAGGAACUCACCGCCUCGGCUGACUGGUAACUCAUCCGACGGAUCUGAUACGUCUGGCCGCRCGGAACCAGACGUGAGAAGGUGUACUGGCGCAGCAAUACCCACAGAGUUAUCAGCCCUACUCCACACUUGCCGACAGCUGUAUCACGAGGCGUCUCGGAUCUUCUUCUCCUACAACAAGUUCCACAUUGACGUUUCCGAAGCCACCCUAUCUGAGCCCGCGCGUUGGUUAUCGUCACUACCUCGUGAGGGAAGAUCGAGAAUCAGGAACUUUACUAUCACUUAUCAAGCUGGAAAUAAUGACCUGUUCUCUGAACUCAAAAGACAGUCGAAUGCCUUCGAUCCCACCAGCUUGUCUUUACUCGUCAAUGCCCCUCGCAUCAUCCGUGAUAAGAACAUGAGAAUCAUCUCCAGUGCACUCAGGGAAUUGCAAAGCAUAGACGAUUUCAAGUUCUCGGCCAUCAAUAUCCGAUUCGAGCGCCAGGCCGCUGGGUCAUUGGAGUGGGAUUCUUGUCGUCGGUGUUGGGCACAGUGUCUGUAUGAGAUGAACGACACUUUCAAGUUGCCCGAUGGCGAUGAGAUUGGUUGCGAUUCUUGUAGGAAGAUGGGAUCUGCCUCUCGUUGCUCGUAUCAUUGUCGGAAGCCUCUGGACAGUUGGGCGACAGCAUCGAGUGCAAGACCGGGAGGACCGAUCUAA